AUGAGCUAAGAUAAGGGAAAAAGUGAAGACAGUAGUUAAAAAAAUAAAGAUGUGAAGUUACCUUCAAUUAUUGAUUAGCAAUUAAUAGCAACUUUAUUGCAAAAUAUCAAUUAAAAUGCAAGUUUAAAUAAUGAACUUGCUAACCUUAAUCAAUAAUAAGAUGAAGAAUUUGAUGAGAACGAGAGUAAUCAUAAUAAUAAAGAUAAAAGUUAGGAAGAAGAAAAUGAUGAUCAGGAUAAUAAUUUAAGUUAAAUGACGAGAUAGAAGCAAUUUUUUGAUGCUGUUUUGUAGCAAUACUAGCUUAUAUAGCAGCAACAGCUUCAAUCCCACGAAUAAACUUAAAAAUAAAUUAAUUAAAGGAUGGAAGAGGAGGAUGAUGAUGAAGAAAAUUAUUAGGAGGAUGAAGAAGAAAACAAUCAAAACGAAGGCUAAAUUGAAGAAAAUAAUAAUUUAGAUGGGAAAAAAUAAGAAGAAUUGAAAUUAAAAAUGUUAGGUAAUAAAAAAUAAGGAGAGCCUGAUGAAGAUUAGUAAAAUUAGCUCUUAUAGCUUCUUAUGAAUUUAAAUCCAUCAAAUAAUGCACUUGCUCAACUUUAGCAAUCAGUUUAAAACUCAAAUAAUAUAAAUAGAAAUAAUAAUUAGCUAGAAAAAAAUAUGAAUAAAACUAAUUAAUAGAUAGAUAAUCAAGAUGAAAAUGAAAACGAAGAAAAUUAUGAGGGUGAUAAUAACUAGUAGCCAAUUAACAUAAGUAAAUUCGAUUAAUUAGAAUUGACAAGAUUGCUUUAAGCUUAAUAUGAUUAGUUGCAUGCUGGGGAAGGAGACGAAGAAUUAGAGCAAUAAAUAAGUGGUUUUUAGGCUGAGUAAAAUAAUAAAAAAUUCAUGAAAAGAUAUGGUGAGAUGACCAAUCAAAUGGGAAUGUAAAGAAAUUUAAUGUAACCAGAAGAAGAUGAAGGAGAAGGAGAAGAGGAAGAGGAAGAAGAAGCAAAAUAAGCUUUGCAUAAUCAAUAUUUAGAAAAACAAUGCAAAGCAUACUUAACCAUGUAGCAACAGUAAUAAGAUUUAAUGAUUAAUGAAAUAAAAAACUUGGAAUAAUAUUUAAGUGCUAAUAAUUUAACAUAAGAAUAAAGAAGUUUCGCUGAAUAGAAACAAUAAAUAUUAAUAUUAAAAUUGAAACAAUUGCAGUAACAUCUAUAAGAAAUCGCAAUCAAUCCAAAUCUCGUUUUAGAAUAAAUUUAAUUUUAACAAAUGCAAAAGUAAGGCUUCAUCGAACAGGAUAAUUUGAUCGAUUAGUAGAAAAAAGAAUUUUUACUAAGAAAUAAUGCCUUUAUUAGGGGAUCUGAAUAAAUAGGAAGAAGUUUAUAAUAGGCUUAGGACUAGGAACAAGCUUAGCACUAGAUGCAAUAUUAGUAAUAUAUUUAAUAGUAAGAUAAGAUGUAAUAAAAUAAUAAUUAUUAAAAUCACCCUCUCGUUAAUUUUUUUAAUUCAUAUUCCCUAUUUAUAAAUGAUACUGCUAAUAUUCAACUUGAUCAAGAAGUUGUUCUAAAUAAACUCAUAGAAAAUGCUAAAAAAUGCAAACCUCCUUCAAAUGCUGAUGAAAGAGUGAAUUAACUGUGGAAUUACCUUACUGAUUUAGAUAAAAAGUAAAUUGAAGAUUUCGAACAACAGCUUAAAAGCUUACCAGAAUAAAAUAUCUACGAAUGUAUUUAGACAAUUGAAAAACUUCACAUAAAGCUAUUAGUGGAGUAUAAUAUCGAAGUUGCUAGAGGAAAAUAGUUAGGAAUCAUAAAACAAUGA
This is a messenger RNA of Tetrahymena thermophila SB210, 1791 nucleotides long. RefSeq lists its product as hypothetical. The record is from RefSeq and is a predicted model, not a curated record. The transcript has 2 exons. NCBI's taxonomy places the organism in Eukaryota, Ciliophora, Oligohymenophorea, Hymenostomatida, Tetrahymenidae.